Molecule: messenger RNA, 2313 nt
Organism: Talaromyces marneffei
Lineage: Eukaryota; Fungi; Ascomycota; Eurotiomycetes; Eurotiales; Trichocomaceae
Exons: 2
Coding region: 1-2313 (770 amino acids)
Biological process (GO): cellular response to pH
Cellular component (GO): plasma membrane
Source: RefSeq, a predicted model, not a curated record
AUGGAUCUCGAACGUCGUCAAAUCUGGGCCCAGCCCACCUCGACCACCUCUGCGCGCCCGUCGUGCACGCCGUUCCUAUUACCAAGCAAUGGCGUCCUCACGAUCAACAGCACUUUCUCCCUGACGAUGACCGAAGACGCUUAUUAUCAACCUGCUUGCACGGGCACUGCAAUCGAUGAAGUUCUCCCUUCGGCUGUACUUAACAACCAGGACCCCUUCUAUGCAUCUGUCGGUCCCCAACUUUAUGCGAUUGGCUGCAUGACGGUGGUCAGCUAUCUAUUGGUUAUCAUACUACUCAUCACACCUCGAAAGUUUUAUGUUGGAGGUCCUGGAGGUGAUGGAAAUAUCUUAGGACGACAUGGUAUUAUCAGUGGCUCCUAUAGUGGACAUUCUUCCGUCACCGGUGUAGGCGGCCGUCCUUGGCUGCAAAAAGUAGCAGCACUGUCAGUUGCGAUUUCCUUGACCAUUGCGACGGUUGAUUCAUUCCGAGUGGCCGAGAGACAAUACAACAUGGGUUAUACGGACGCUGCAGCUUUGACGGAGGAAGUUAUUGAUGGUACCGAAAUCAGAAUCGUGCACGUUGUGUCCAGUACCUUUUUAUGGCUCGCUCAAGUUCAGACUCUUAUACGACUUUUUCCGCGACACAAGGAAAAGGUCAUGAUCAAAUGGGCCGGCUUCGCGUUGAUUGUGCUUGAUACGAUUUUUGCCAUAUUGGAUAAUUUUGUUUCACACGGCUCGGAGACACGACCGCGGCUUUUUGAUGAUGCAAUACCGGCGCUUUCCUAUCUCUUUGAAUUGGCCCUCAAUCUGCUUUACGCGGCUUGGGUGAUAUUUUACUCGUUGUCAAAGCAUAGGUUCGCCUUUUUUCAUCCGAAAAUGCGGAAUAUCUGUCUAGUGGCUGUCUUCUCCCUAAUCGCGGUGCUGAUUCCCGUUGUGUUUUUCAUUAUGGAUAUUUCUUCUCCAGAUGUUGCUGGAUGGGGUGAGUAUAUCAGAUGGGUCGGUUCUGCGGCCGCCAGUGUCGUGGUUUGGGAAUGGGUAGAAAGGAUAGAGGCUCUUGAGCGUGACGAACGCAAAGGUGGAAUUUUAGGACGAGAAAUAUUUGAUGGUGAUGAAAUGCUAGAGGUCACACCUUCACAGGAGGUUGAUUGGCCUCGGUCAUCGAAUACGCCUGGGAAUAAAAGCGGUCGUGGGACUGGGGUUGCUUGGAGAGGUAGUAGUAACCCGAAUAAUAGACCCGUUCGCAGGGGUCACCUUGGAUUCCAACUUGGAACGCGCUGUCGAAACGAUGCUACUAACCAGAAGCCUGAUCGACGUGCCAAAUCAACUCAGAAUGCGUCUGUUCCUCCUGUGCCUCCACCAGCUGCAGUGACUCCAAUCAGUCGAGCCGAUACAACCAGUGCUGCUUCCACCGUCUAUUAUGUUCGUUAUCACACUGUUGCUAGCCCAACCCCUCCUUUAUCCGCGGCACCAAUUGAGCCCCCGGGCCAACCCGGCACUCAAAACAAACGAGAAGAGACUGCAGUGGCGUCUAAUGGAACGCAUUCUACAGGGCAAUAUGUACCUCCGGGUAAUGAGAUACUUUUGACGGCAACAUCGGGAUGGAGACGCUGGCUCCCGGCUGCUGGCCUAUUCGGAGCCAGACGAUCAGCUCCGCCACAAGAGAUUGCUACAGCUCAGGAAGAAGAGGAAAAUGCACGCGACAGGUCCCACGGUAGCGAUGAUGGUAACUUCACAGAAAAGGACGUAGGUCCUGUGAACACAUCUUCGAGAUUUCAACAAGCCCUGUCUUCGCUCCGGUUUGGUGAAUUACAACAGAGAUUCCGUGCACGGUCACCCAGGCCCUUGACAGUGACAGUGAUUCCCUCCCGCGAUCUCGCCCAGCAACCGUGGUCACCUCAGCCAAACGAGGCUGGCUCAGUUAACCACCCGACGGGCUCGGUUAGUCUGCCGACAACCAUAAUUCUAGCCCAAGGACGACGCACGUCAGCGUGGCCCUCACCUUCAAACCCUUCUAAUGGACUUGGAGAUGGUGAUCAUCUCGAGUAUGACCCGGAGACAGCUGCUUUAGUAGAUGUUGGUCCGAAUCUUAUAAUACAAACAAUUACGUCCGAGUCCGUGGAUUCUUCAGCAAUCGCUACAUCCGAUACGCUUUAUGAGAGGGCAGAUCAUCCCUUGCAAGCGCACCAGCAGCUGCGCGGGUUUUCUGUCGAAAGUGAAGAGACACCUAGGAGCCAGGAUACGUCUCAUCAGACAGUGCGAUUUGACUAUGACGACGGCGAUAUAGAAGCCGGACGCGGCCGCAGGCGUCAAUAA